Molecule: messenger RNA, 1551 nt
Organism: Lichtheimia ornata
Lineage: Eukaryota; Fungi; Mucoromycota; Mucoromycetes; Mucorales; Lichtheimiaceae
Exons: 1
Coding region: 1-1551 (516 amino acids)
Source: RefSeq, a predicted model, not a curated record
AUGAGCGAAGAAGAGGAUCCAGUAACUCACAAGUUGUAUGAUGAACUCGACGAGCUCUUGCGCAUAUUUUGCUCUGAUGCCCAACAACAGUUUUGCAUUGACCAGGAGGUGGCAAGUCGUUCGCAGCUAUAUCACAUUCAGCAAACCAUGCAGCAAGUCCAGCGUUUUAUUCCAGUAGUUGGCCUCAUUGGCAAUACCAAUGCUGAUAGUCUACGACACACAUUGACAAUGACAGCACUUGAAAUGCUUGAAUUGUACGAAACAGCUUGCCGUCAACGGCGUAUCCGGUCCCUGACUCCUUUACAAGCUGAGGAUUUAUUGAUAUCGUGGCAUGAGUUGAGCCAAGACUAUGAAGACAAAACAGCCGAACACGCUGUAUUCACACGACUCCUUGGUGACAUUUCGAACUUGCACCAUGUUUGGCGAAACGGUCCUGAGCAUGUGGAGAGCGUCGUCAUUUCACUGCUGGCAAGUCGUACGAGCGAUGUCAAUCGAGAGCAGCAGGGCAUGUACUUGGCAACAGUCGAUCGGCACAACUAUGCACGCUUAGGCCUUGGACGGCGUUGGAUUGGCACCCGACAAAUCGUAUUUGAAUGCAGGCAGAUAUCUCGAGAAGAACAGGAAAAAACGAUUGCAAGUGUGUGUCAGCGUUUUGCACGCAUCUUUAUGCAGAAUGCUCAGCAAAAUUUGGAACAGUUGGAAGCUCAACGUCAAAUGGCUCGACCUACUGCACUCGCAGCCAAAUUGCGCCAAUUCUACAGCAAGGUUUUUUAUCCUCUCACAAACAACAAUAACAACAACAACAGCAGCAGCAAUGGUCAUCACAACACUACACCCAUUGCCAUGGCAACAGCUGAACACAAAGUGACACCAUUUCGCUUAACGACUGGUACAAUAACGAGAUCUUUCAUAUGGUAUCCUAGCGACGAGGAACAAGAAGAAGAUAGCAACAAUAACGCAUACCAAGAACGCAAUGAGCACCAUAACGACGAUGAUGAUCAACAUGCUGAUAAGCGUUCAUGCAACAACAAUAAUAACAGCCAUCAUCAGCCUAUCAUUGGUACGAUACCAACACCAUCAUUUAUACCUGCACCGUGGCAAUGGCCUGACAUGCUUAAACCAAGGACACCUUACCAUCCGCAUUUGUUUGGAUUGAUGCGUGGACAUGACAAACGAGCAGGAUCAGCAGCACCCUUUGCCACUGUUGCAGUGCAUCAGUUAUGUGGUCAUUUGAGCCGUGUUGGUCAACAAUUCUAUGAAGAUGUCACCAACAAUGCCAAACUCGGAUAUCAUCAAGAUUCGCGUGUGUUGCAGGGCAUCGGCAUGGAUCUUGUUGAAAUGUACAAGUGCUUACAACUAGAAUUAUCAAGGCAAGCAAUGCAACAGGUCAUGGCUAUUGUUCAACAACUUCAUCCUUCCACCCUUCCUCAUCCUCAUCCACCAAUUCCCACCGCUACGACUACUACCACUACAACCACUUCUUCGUCCUUCAUCCACCAACAACAACAACCGGAUAAUACCACCCAGAGUACUCAUCACACCCAUUCAUAA